Molecule: messenger RNA, 1129 nt
Organism: Salvelinus fontinalis (brook trout)
Lineage: Eukaryota; Metazoa; Chordata; Actinopteri; Salmoniformes; Salmonidae
Product: MIF4G domain-containing protein B-like
Exons: 6
Coding region: 76-741 (221 amino acids)
Biological process (GO): regulation of translational initiation
Cellular component (GO): cytosol
Molecular function (GO): protein binding; translation activator activity; RNA binding
Source: RefSeq, a predicted model, not a curated record
ACAGCACAGUGGAGUGUGUAUGUACAAUGUAAUCACUGCUUCAAACUUAACUUUAGGAAAUAUCACUUGUAAAAAAUGGAAAACUCUAAAGAGGACUACAAGAUUCAGUCUUUUGACUUGGAGACCCAGAAGCUGCUGAAAACAGCCCUGAAAGAGCCCAGCACGGUGGACCUGGAGAAGGUGUCCAAUGUGCUCGUGGACCAGUCUUUGAAGGACCGGGUCUUCAGCAAAGAGGCAGGACGCAUUUGCUACACUAUCGUUCAGGCUGAGGCCAAGCACAACAACGGAAACGUGUUCCGGCGAAAUCUGCUCAACCGGCUGCAGCUGGAGUUCGUGGCCCGGGAGGACACGCGGCUUCGCUCGCUGCAAGAGUGGGUCUGCUUCGUCACCUUCAUCUGCAACGUCUUCGACUACCUCAAGGUGAACAACAUGCCUAUGGUGGCUCUGGUGCAUCCUGUGUUUGACUGCCUGUUAAGGCUGGCUCAGCCCGACUCACUGAACAACGAGGAAGAGGUAGACUGCCUGGUGCUCCAGCUGCACCGCAUCGGGGAACAGCUGGAGAAGAUGGACGGACAGAAGAUGGACGAGCUCUUCUACCUGCUGCGGGACGGCUUCCUACUGCAGGAGGGCCUGAGCUCCAUGGCCCGUCUUCUGCUACUGGAGAUCCUGGAGUUCAGAGCCGGGGGCUGGAUGCUCAGCGACACGGCCCAGAAAUACUACUACAGCGAAGUCACCGACUAGACUGAGGCUAGGCCAGGCUACAGUAGGUGGAUGGUGUUCAAUAGGAACAAAAUGGGAUUGGACGAGCUCGGGUUGGAAUCUCCCGUUUCAUGUUUACUGAAUGUGACCCUGAAUGAUAGUAUUGGGAGAGGGGCUGCAUAGUGGAUGAUUCCAGAAAGGACACUUUUUUUUGCUGGGCUUUGCCAUGGGGUAGCCACUAGUCAGUGUGGUUAGCAGCAGGGAUAUUUCCACUAGCCAGAUAGUCGGUUUGAAAUGUGCAAUUGUAAAUGGUUGUUAAAAGGUUUUUGUUGGCGAGAUGUGUAUUUCAAUUGGGUUGGUUUGAAGCAAGUUUGACUGAAUUUCAGGAUAUUUUGUGGGUUCGAUUUGCAGUUUUUACUCCAGUCAAAUU